AUGAUAUUAGAAGGGUUAGAGGUAUCUGUAUCAGCUGUUGAUGUAUCUGAAUUUGUAGUAGACCAGCAAAAUAAUGUUGUUACUAAAUCAACAGAGGAUAAGAUAAUAGAUGAUUAUUUGCUUAAGCAAAUACUGAUGUCAGAGGUGUUACCAGAGAUAACUGAU
This is a messenger RNA of Funneliformis caledonium, 165 nucleotides long. Lineage: Eukaryota; Fungi; Glomeromycota; Glomeromycetes; Glomerales; Glomeraceae. The record is from the annotation of a GenBank genome assembly.